Exophiala dermatitidis NIH/UT8656 is the source of this 996-nucleotide messenger RNA. RefSeq lists its product as uncharacterized. The record is from RefSeq and is a predicted model, not a curated record. The transcript has a single exon. NCBI's taxonomy places the organism in Eukaryota, Fungi, Ascomycota, Eurotiomycetes, Chaetothyriales, Herpotrichiellaceae. Bases 1 to 996 code for a protein of 331 amino acids.
AUGGCUUCCCCAACAUUUCAGCUGGUUCUGCAGAGCUCAACGCCAUUGAAGAUCAAGCCCACGGCCUUCUCCCUAACGGACCGCCACCGCCAGCCCCCCCCCGCGGCUGACGACCUUACUUCUCUCCGUCUCAUUGCCUUCAACGAGCUAUUUGAGGUAGCAUUCUUCACCGAGCUGUUGGCCAACAUCACCAACAACGUUCCGGGCUACGAAGUCCAGGACCCGUCUCAAAAACAAGCCUUGAUCAAUGAGAUUACGGCCGUUGUAGCCCAGGAGGAACUCCACGAACUCAAUGCCAACAACGCCCUUGCCAAGUUCAACGCCGGCCCCAUCCAGCCAUGCGAAUACAUCGCAGGCGUGAGCACGUUGCCGGACGCCAUCAAGCUGGCCGCGACUUUCACAGACGUUGUUCUCGGCACGCUGGGCGAUGUGCAGACCCACUUUGGACAGAACGGCGACGCAGGUCUGAUCCGUGGCGUUGCUGCCGUCAUUGGCCAAGAAGGCGAGCAGGAUGGAUUCCACCGCAACUAUCUCGGCGAGCUCCCCAGCCAAGCACCAUUCCUGACCGCGUCCACUCGGGAAUUCGCCUUCUCGGCUCUGAACCAGAUGUUCAUUGUUCCAGGUUCCUGCCCCAAUCUCAACACUAUUGACCUGCCCAUCUUUGGCGCCUUGAACCUGUUGAGCAAAGACGUCAUGCCCCAAGACCAAACUCUGAAGUUCUCUUUUUCUACUUCCGGCAAAUACAGCAAAUACAGCUCGACCGAUGGUCUUAGCCUGGUCUUGAUCAAUCAGCAGAAUGUGCCGGUCGUUGAACCCCUCGGCCAACCCCAUGUUGGCCACGACGGCACCGUCACUUUCUCGGCCAAUUUCCCAUUCAGCCAGUUCAAGAUGCACGGCUUGACCAUUGCCGUUGUCGCUGAAGGCUCGUCGUUUGCGACCGUGGCGGAUGUUGCCAAAGCCACCGUAUUCGGGCCUGCCUUGAUCGAGGUGGACUAA